Drosophila virilis is the source of this 707-nucleotide messenger RNA. Its product is annotated as rhodanese domain-containing protein CG4456. The record is from RefSeq and is a predicted model, not a curated record. NCBI's taxonomy places the organism in Eukaryota, Metazoa, Arthropoda, Insecta, Diptera, Drosophilidae.
UAUGCUAGCUCUAGUAUGCGGACGGUUAACUUGAACAGCGGCUCUGCCGUCGCCGUCGCCGUCGCCGUCGACGCUGUCGUCAUCGUCUUGGCCGUAGCCGCGCUCUCGCCCAUAAUAAAUUGUGGCGCUUGGCCCAGCGGAGAACUCAGUGAUCCGACGUCGGGCAAGCGUGGUGAAAGCGUAGCAUUGAGUACUGAUCAUUUGCAUUUGGAUCACAGCAUUAUGUCUGCCAGCUACGAGCAAGUCAAAGAUGUGCCCAAUCAUCCAGAGAUUUACCUGAUUGAUGUCCGCAAUCCGGACGAACUGACGGCCACGGGCAGCAUACCCUCCAGCCUCAAUAUACCCUUGCCCGAACUGGAGUCGGCUUUAAAGUCUGCGGCCGAGGAUUUUGCACAGAAAUAUGGACGCGCAAAGCCGGGCAACGAUGCCGAAAUCAUAUUCACUUGUCGCUCCGGCAGACGCGCCCAGCAGGCCGCAGAGAUCGCCAAGAGCGCAGGUUUCACCAACCUGAGCGUCUAUCACGGCUCCUGGCUGGAGUGGGCCGAGAAGGAGGGUCUGCCACAGUGAGAUCGCGAAUACCCUUCCCACCAGCACUUACUUUUGACCCUUAAAAUAUCACUUAGUUACAAUGUUUAAAUUCCAUUUAUGAUAUGUGCGCACAAUAGAAAAUAUGGUUUUGGAAUAAAUUUCGAUCUUAGAAGCAAGUA